UUGUGACCAGCAGUGAGUCUCUAUUCCCAGUUGCGUAUCAAAUCAGGGUAUUCAUUUCAACGUUACAAUCGAUUCGAGUAGACUCAUGUCUUCGACAAUCAGUCCAACGAUUUACGAGCAAGAAGCUUGGACCAUAAUGAGACCGUUAAGAAGUCCAAACUACGAGGAAAGUGAGUACAGUUACGCAAAGGAGCAACUGCCGGCCAGCUCGACGUUUUGCUUCAGCUGCGGACGGCCGUUCUGCGCCACCGCGAAACACCUGUACGUCUCCGCGCGCCGCAGCAUGGUGGUCCACCCGAACGGCCCGAGGUGCUUCGCGUGCGGGUCCCGCAAGGGGCCGCUGGAAACCUACGGUAUCGUGAGGUGGGGGCUGGGCUGGAGGGCGGUGGAGGCGCACACCCUCUCUUACACCGUCGUACACGCAGACGGAGAGGAGGUACCCACCGUCUACCAAGAAGAGACCCUGUGGGAGGACGACACCUAUCUUCCAGGAGAUGAACAACAGUUCAGCACCUUCGUCAGACUCCUUGAACGCGUCCAUUGCAGCAACGACAAAUCAGAAGUCGACAAUGCUAUUGAUAGUAUACUGGACUGGAUUGAAAAGGAGGAGGACGAGAGGGGGUCUGCUCUGGGGUUGGGGAAGGAGAUCCCCGGGGGGUACGGGCCACUCAUGACAGAGAAUGAGCAGGGGCAGGUGGUGGUGUAUCCCUGA
Branchiostoma belcheri (Belcher's lancelet) is the source of this 712-nucleotide messenger RNA. RefSeq lists its product as uncharacterized. NCBI's taxonomy places the organism in Eukaryota, Metazoa, Chordata, Leptocardii, Amphioxiformes, Branchiostomatidae. The record is from RefSeq and is a predicted model, not a curated record. The transcript has a single exon. Bases 86 to 712 code for a protein of 208 amino acids.